This is a messenger RNA of Erigeron canadensis, 3302 nucleotides long. Its product is annotated as oxysterol-binding protein-related protein 1D. Gene Ontology annotation, molecular function: sterol binding. The coding region runs from base 666 to 3092 and encodes 808 amino acids. The transcript is spliced from 8 exons. Lineage: Eukaryota; Viridiplantae; Streptophyta; Magnoliopsida; Asterales; Asteraceae. The record is from RefSeq and is a predicted model, not a curated record. Gene Ontology annotation, cellular component: membrane; intracellular membrane-bounded organelle; cytosol.
UUAAAAACACACACUGUUUUUUUACUUAUUACUUUACAGUCAGCAAGCCAAGCAAAGCAAAGCAGAGCAGAGCAGAGCAACGCAAUGAAUUCAUUGGAUCUCUUUUCUUCUUCACUCCACUCAUCCAUUUUCAUCAUUUCUUCUCUCUAUCCUUAAUUGCGCUCCACCUACUCCCUCUCUCUGAUCCACAUUUUACUGUACUCUUUCCUUCUCUCUCUCUCUCUCUCUCAUUAUACAUAUAUACAUAUUAUCUAUAUCUAUAUACAGUAUGUAAUAAUUCAUCUCAUUACCGUUAUUAUAGUCUGAUCUCCGAUCAGAUACUACCACUACUUACUAGUACUACUUAUUCUUCCGAAACGGCAUCUUUUGGAGAUUUUCGUUUUCCUUUUAAUUUAUUUAUCUAUGUAUUUAUCUAGCAUUUUGCUAACUGAUCUUUUAAGUUCCGAAACGACAUCGUUUUGAGAUAUUAGUUAGCAUUUUGCUAUAUUAAUUACCGAUCGGAUACCGUUAUUGCUCCGUAACUACGUCGUUUGGAGAUAUUUUUGUUUUUUUGUAUGUAUUUAUCUUAGCAUUUUUGGCUCCGAUCAGGCACAGUUGUUUUGAAACGACGUAGUUUAGCGGUUUUUGGUUUUUCGAUUGAGUUGUGAUUAGGUUUAGGUUUAAAAAUGAAUCCUUUGUGUUGUAUUGCUCCGGUAUCGAUAGAUAAGGACCGGAACAAUUCGCCUGUGGUGAAAUCACAGCCUGAGUGUCAGUUAGGGUUUGAGAGUUCAGGAAGGAAUGGUAGGCCGCCGAGUUUUUCGGCUCAGGUUUCGUCUGUAGGUACAGAUGUGGAUAAUGGAAUUGUUAAUGAAGUUGAGGAUUGUGAGGUUGAAGUGAGGGAGAAGGAUUCGAAUCUACCAAAAUCGGUAGUUUUUGGUGGUGGCGGUGGUGUUGUGGCUGGGAUUCUGUAUAAAUGGGUGAAUUAUGGUAAAGGAUGGAGAUCUAGAUGGUUUACAUUGGAAGAUGGAGUUUUGUCUUAUUAUAAGACACAUGGACCGGAUAAGAUUGUGUUUAGUCCCGGUAGAGAGAAAGGGUUUAAGGUCAUUGGCGACGAGUCGGUUAGGUAUAUGAGGAAAUGGAGUAAUGGGAGUAAUCACUGUAAUCGAUUUGGUACUAGACAAUGGAAGCCUUAUGGAGAGAUACAUUUAAAGGUCUCUUCUGUAAGGGCAAGCAAGUCAGACGACAAAAGACUAUCGAUAUUCUCUGGAACCAAAACUCUUCAUUUACGGUGCAUAUCUAGAGAAGACAGAUCUGCAUGGAUUGAAUCCCUCCUAGCUGCCAAGGAUAAAUUCCCUAGAUUGUCUACAGGUGAUCUUGCUCCUUCCGAAGACAUGGUUAUUUCAACCGAGAAACUACGAUCCCGAUUAUCCCAGGAAGGAAUAAUAGAGGAAGUAAUAAAAGAUUGUGAGUCAAUUAUGCUGAGUGAACUCUCUGCCCUGCAAAACCAAAUGAAGGCUCUUCAACUGAAACACAUCGUUCUCCUAGACACGUUAAGACGAUUAGAGACUGAAAAAAUUGAGCUGGAAACAACUGUGGUGGAUGAAACAAAAGAGCGGGAUUCUUCAUGUGGGCAAGAUAGAAGAUUUAGUGAUUUCUAUUCUAUAAUGUCAGAAGGCAGUGGAUCUGAUUCCGAUGCAGACAAUGAAAGCCCAUAUGGAGUUUACAUUGAAACAGACGAAGAAAAUGGAACGUUUUUUGACACAAAUGAAUUCAUGUCUGCUGAUGUUUUAAGAUGUGCUUCCUAUCGGAGUAGAGAAAAUACAGGAAAUGGUUCUACUUCUUUGUCAAAUGAAAAGGACUCUUUCUUAUCUGGUCGUCUACGAGGGGCUGGAACCGAAAUCAAUUUAAUUCAGUAUCCUCAGAUCAAAAGAAGAAACAGUUUACCUGAGCCAAAGGAAAAAGAAAAACCAGUUGGUUUAUGGUCCAUAAUUAAAGAUAACAUUGGAAAGGACCUCUCUGGUGUUUGCCUCCCUGUUUAUUUUAACGAACCACUUUCUUCAUUACAAAAGUGCUUUGAGGAUUUGGAGUAUUCUUGUUUGGUUGACCGUGCUUUGGAAUGGGGAAAGCAGGGGAAUGAUUUGAUGAGAAUACUAAGCAUUGCGGCUUUUGCUGUUUCUGGUUAUGCUUCGACAGAAGGUCGGCAAUGCAAACCUUUUAACCCUCUCCUUGGCGAGACUUACGAAGCAGAAUAUCCUGACAAGGGACUACGUUUCUUCUCCGAAAAGGUAAGUCACCAUCCUAUGAUUGUUGCCUGCCAUUGUGAAGGCAGAGGCUGGAAGUUCUGGGCUGAUUCCAACCUUAAGGGGAAAUUUUGGGGGCGUUCUAUUCAAUUGGAUCCUGUGGGCGUGCUUACCCUGCAAUUUGAGGAUGGUGAAACAUUUCAAUGGAGUAAGGUCACUACCUCUAUUUACAAUAUCAUUCUUGGUAAAAUCUAUUGCGAUCACUACGGUACCAUGCGUAUCAAGGGUAGUGGUAACUACUCUUGCAAACUCAAGUUCAAGGAGCAGUCUAUUAUAGACAGAAAUCCGCAUCAGGUGCACGGGUUUGUGCACGACAACAGAACAGGAGAGAAGGUAGCGAUGUUGAUGGGUAAGUGGGAUGAGGCUAUGUACUAUGUGUUGGGAGACCCAACAACGAAACCAAAGGGUUAUGAUCCAAUGACAGAAGCCGUUUUGUUGUGGGAAAGAGAUAAGUCUGUUACCAAGACGAGAUAUAACCUUACAUCAUUUGCAAUAUCUUUGAACGAAAUAACACCUGGUCUAAGGGAGAAGCUGCCUCCAACUGACUCCAGGCUCAGACCAGAUCAGCGCCACUUGGAGAAUGGGGAAUAUGAGCUCGCAAAUUCAGAGAAACUUAGACUUGAACAAUUACAGAGACAGGCAAGAAAACUGCAAGAAAGAGGAUGGCGACCAAGGUGGUUCCAAAAAGAUGAAGAUGGUUGUUUUCGUUAUGUUGGUGGAUACUGGGAAACAAGAGAGAAAAGAGAUUGGAACGGAAUCUCUGAUAUAUUUGGUCAGUGUGUUGACUCGAUUCCUUGUGUAGAAGAACAGUAAGCAGGAGAUUCGGUAUAGGUGAUAUUGUAGCUAUUAAAAAAGCUUGCUAUGGUGGCUGUAUUUUUCAUGUAACACGACUGAGGCUGGCAAGUAUAUAAUUUCUAAAAAGAAAUAAAAGGAAAAUCAUGAAAAACUUUGUUCUGAAAGUAGGUUCGUUAUCAUCCGUUUUCUUUUUAAAUUGCAUCAAUGAAUAUGGGUUCUCAAGUUGAA